Penicillium bovifimosum is the source of this 9609-nucleotide messenger RNA. RefSeq lists its product as uncharacterized. The record is from RefSeq and is a predicted model, not a curated record. Gene Ontology annotation, biological process: fermentation. Gene Ontology annotation, cellular component: membrane. Lineage: Eukaryota; Fungi; Ascomycota; Eurotiomycetes; Eurotiales; Aspergillaceae. The transcript is spliced from 3 exons. Bases 1 to 9609 code for a protein of 3202 amino acids.
AUGGCCAGUACAAGCUUGACAUCGACUUUCUUGACGCCGGACCCGAGCUUCAAUUGGUUCUUUCUUCUGGAACUGAUUGUCUGUUGCAUCCUUGCUCUGUUCUUCCUGCUUUACUUCAAUCGCCUCUUUGCGAACGUCCUCUCCUACGCAAUCCGAGCAUACACCUGGCAUUAUUACCGCGCAUAUGUCGAUAUCAAUGCGCUCCAGAUAUCCUUGCUGGGCGGGAGAAUCUUCUUCAAGGGCAUUAGGUACCAUGGGGUGAACGAGACGGUCUUUAUCCAUGGAGGAUUCAUAACAUGGCGGUAUUGGACGCGUACAGUUGAGCGAAAUGACUUGACAGGGGUCCGACGCAAGACGGCUCUUCCCACUGAUACCUCGGGGAAGAAACAUGCACAUGCCUCAGAUGAUCAUUUGGGAGAACAAGGUGGCAUGGAGAAGACCACCCAACUGCCGUGCCGGAUCACGGUCAACACCUAUGGUCUUGAAUGGUUCAUCUACAACCGGACACCCGCUUACGACAGUAUCCUUGCUGGAUUUGGAUACUCUCCCAAGGAUUCUGAUGUAGACAAGGACGGCUCGAAUUCACCGGGGUCUCGCGCGACGGCUGAACAUCCGGACGGAAGCAAUGCCGAUUUCCACAAUGGGCCUGGCCAUCAGCCAACUACGAAAACCAUGUCAGAACAAAGCAUGAGCGAGAGGGGAGGGAUCGAUUCACAGAGGGCUACUGUCCGCGAGUCAGAACUAUCCGACCCUGUAUCUUACAUGCUGCAACUCCUACCAGUGAAGAUAGAUUGCAAGAAAGGAGCUAUUGUCAUGGGCAAUGAGCACACCCGAUCUGUCUUGACAGCGACAUUUGACACUGGGACGGGUACCGUCGACGCUUCCGAUUCGGGCCCUCUUGAUCUAUAUCGCCAGAUAUUCUCGUUUCAAUUCGAUAAUCCGGUGAUCCAAAUGCGAAUAAAUCCGGAUUUCAAACGAAAUCAGUCAGCGUCCGCCAAAGCAGUAGCUGCCAAGGGAAAGAAGGAGCCUGGAUCGAAGAAAAAGCCACAAAGUAUCUUCAACUAUCAAGUUCAGAGACGCAAGGUGUGGCACAGCAUCCGGGAUCUGGUACCUUACUUCCAGACGUCUGUGGAAUCCUUCCAUGUCAAUCCCAGGCAUGCUGAUACUAUGCCACGGAGUCAGGCAGAGUUCCCUGAAGUCCGCUGGACCGGUCUCUCCCGAUAUUUAGACGAACACAGCCAAGAUGAUCACGAGAAGUGGACCUCAGUUGAAUAUGCCCGGUAUUCUACCAUCUUGGAUAGCCCUAGCUUGACGAUAACCUAUUUCUGGGACAUUCCUGGGCGCGUUGUCGUUCAACCGACGUCAGCCGAUCAACCUCACCCAAUGGAUAGCAAUAUCAAUUGCGCUCUUUCCCCUGAAUGGGGUAUUGACCUCAAAGUUGAUGGAGGCACGAUCAACUACGGACCCUGGGCUGACAGGGAGAGGAUCGGCCUGCAGAAUAUCUUCUUCCCGAACUUCUACCGCAGCAGUGAACCUACAAAACAACUAGCACCUGGUGUUUUGCGUCAGAGCACAGCUUUCAUAUUGCGGGUGGAAAUCACCAAGGAACUGACACUUUGCAUUCCCACACGAGAGUCCUCCAAGGAUUGGCAGUGGAAAGGCCGUGCUGAUGCUGUUGCUGGCACAUCCAGGGCGAAGAAGCCGAAUGAUCAGAAAAAGGGGCGAGUCAAGGAAGGCGACAAGGGCCAUCUUGGCCCUGAAAUACGCCCCUUUGGGUGGCUUUCCCUCUGUGUUGCAUCUGAUUCCACUAUCAACUAUACCAUGGACAUGGUGGGCUCCAGCACAGGAUUUCGCAAUGAACUUUCCCUUGACUUGCGAGAUUCAAGAUUGUCAUCCAGUAUCAACCAUGGCUUGCUCUGGCAAUGUCCUCGGCAACAAGUCACUUGCGAUUUGUCGAAUCCGCUCUCGUGGAACAGUCUCCGCUCCUGGAAAUUUACCGUCGAAAGCCAGAAUCUACAGCUGUUUCUCCUACGUGAUCAUAUCUUCCUCCUUACGGAUCUCGUGAGUGACUGGGCUUCGGGACCGCCUUCAGACUACUACACAUUUGUGCCUUUCAUCUAUGAUUUGGAUCUCAAUUUCACUGAUUUCCAACUUUUCAUCAAUGUCAACGACCGAAACAUCAUCAGCAACCCUUCAGAUCUAGAGGAUAACCGAUUCAUUGUUAUCAAAGGCAAGCGCCUGGAAUCGAACGUCAUGAUACCAUUGAACAAAUACCAGCCUGAACAGAAUGCCAUCAAGUUCCGAGUCCGCAUUGGAGACGGCGGCGUGGACUACGUAACUCCACUCUGGGAUACUCUACAUGAGUUUCUGUCCCAAGAAUCAAUGGGCACUCUGGAUAGUGUGGUCAUUGAUGGCUCCUAUAACUAUUUCCAGUUAACGUCCCCAGAGUUGACUGACACGCUGGUGCUCAAUGUCGAUGGACAUUCACCUCGGCUAUGCCUUUUUGGGUUUUUGAUCAAGAGUUUCAUGACGGUAAGAGAAAACUAUUUCGGAGAGGAGAUGCACUUCAAGACCCUUGAAGAAUAUCAAGAGCUCGUCUACGCCGACGAGCCACCGUCAAACCCCACCGGAUCCAAUCCAAACCGAAAGUCGAAUGAUCUGGAUGUUCUUGUGCGUGUCACUGUUGACAGCCCCCGUGCUUUGCUUCCCGUGGAUAUCUACGAUCACUCAAAGUGUAUGGGACUUAGUGCGGCGUCGCUCGAGGUGGAUCUACGCUUCACCAACUACUAUAUGGACUUGCAAUUCUCUCUCGCUCCCCUCAAAAUUGAUCUAGAGAGCACACAGUCGGAUGGCACCUCCAGUAUCUCCGGGACCCAGCUGUUCAUAGAUGGAUGCUCAGUGUACGGCCAUCGCCUGUUUGGUUUGCCACCCCUUGAACCGACAUACGUCUGUAAUUGGGAUUUCGACGUCGGACGAAUCGUUGGGGAAUGCUCCACCGAAUUUUUGGCUUGCUUAACUUCGUCUUUGAAGACAUUCGACUUCUCAUUUGAUAACGAGGAAAAUGCGUUGCCAACGCUGUUCCCAGAGCUUCUAUUCGACGUGACUUUCUUGAGAGCGAAGAUUGACUCGAUUCACGUCUCCGUGCUUCUGGACCAGACAGCUGUGAUUUUGAGCACCCAGCCAUUGAAUGUGAAUUUCAACGACUGGGCAAACACCAAAUUCUCGAAACGGAUGAGCCUUCUCGUUCCGGAUAUCUCUAUUGCUGCCGUUGAUCGUCAGUCCGUUACUCAGUCAAAUCUAUCAGCAGAAGAGAUGGUCUCACCCAUAGGACUCUUCAAGCUCACGCUUGGGUUGAAGAUGGCUCUGCGUAAAUCAGACAUCGCGGAAGGCCGACGACUUCAGCAAGAACAUAUCAAAAUCCAUGAUCAGCGGACUCACAGGGCACAAUGGUUGCUUUUUGACUGGGAAGAGUCACGUCCAAUCUCCACGCUUCCUCCGAACGGUGACAUUUUCCCUCCAACGAUCGCGAUACCUUCAAUGCCUGAACCCAUCCAUGGGAGAAUGGUCUCUGUCAGUGCACCAUCAUAUCGGGAACUUAUAGGGACGCGUUCCACUGGGAGCGCAAAGAGCUUCCUUGUCGAGUCGGAAACGUCAAGUCUGAGGAGUGUCCGGAGACACGCUGCCAACAGCCCCGGGCCAGUCUCAGAUCAGGUGUCGAAGCCACCACCUUUCCCGCCCACUCGGGGACAAAGCUGGUCUGUCUCGAGAGCGAGGGAUGAUGCAGACACUGUGUCUCGCGCAGCAUCAUCGCCGUCUUCCACGACAAGAGACGCAAACCCGUGGAUAAUGCCGGGUUUCUCGUACUACAAGCUACGUCUGGAUACAUCUGAGCUUCCAUUGCCGUACGCGGACGCAGACAAUAUGAUGAAUGAUGAUCCUGCAAUGAACCAACAAUCCGUUUAUCUCACGUUUGACGAUGACCAAACCAAAUACACAAAUCUAGCGUUGGAUCUCCCGCAUGGAAUUCGAGGCUUUUGUACACCAAAGUUCCUCUUGAGUCUGGCUGCCUUGCUGGAUGGGUUAGAGCCGAAGAAUCCUACUCGUAUCAUCGACUCCCUUCAAAAAGAUGUGAUAUCGGAUAUCAUUGGUUACGACAAGGCCAUGAGCCAGCCGAAGAUCACAACAUCUCUUGCUCUUCGUGUUCCUGCGAUUCAACUACGACUAGUUGACAUGUCCGAGGCCCCGAACAACAGCCGAAUCGAGUUCCGAGAUGAAUAUAGCAUCGAGAUCCGCCGUCUGCGGACUGAGUUCCGGAGGAAGAUCCAUCGCCAAAAAGGCGAUCUGCUGGAAGGUCUCAAACAAGGUGUGACCCUUCACGCGGCGGCAGAUCACGUCUCAGUUGCUGUUGAAGGCAGUAGAGCGGAUGCGCUUCACGAGAAAGCCGUCUUCAACUCUCAUUUGGAAGAUCUGAAUUUUUGGCUGGUCACCUCACCCACCAUCCGCUCCAACCUUCAUAUGCGAACAUUCAACACAAUCACGUCAGCAAAAUCCGUGGAGCGUCUUGCAUUUCUCGUUCGUCGAGCUACGACCAUGUUUGAUUUUGUCGCUUCGUCUUUCCAGCAGCUUUCAAAAUCCAGCGAGGCGCGGCUCCAGUGCCUCAUUUAUUCUCUCACCCAAUCGGCGACUGACAUACCAGAUCCGAUAUUCCUUGCUCGCAUAUCCUACGUGAUCAGGGUUGCUCCAACUCAUCUACGGCAGCAUGACUCAUGGAAAAUUAUAUCUCGGGUUCGCAAGAUUUACAAGACGUUACCUGCUGACCAGAAGCGUGAGAUGGAGCGGAAGUGCCUGAGUGACACCCUUCCCGUGGCAGCGAAUGCGAAGGAAGCUGUAUUGUCUGGGUUUGACCGCUGGCGAGCCUGGGACCUGGCACAUGUAGCAAAAAGCUAUGUCAUGCGUCGCGUUUGGCCGCUCGCUGCUGAAAGAGACAGCCCACAGCCUUCCAUGUCACUAUCAUCCACGGUCCAAACGUUCCGAUUCUCCCUGGAUCCUGGCCCCAGAGAAAGCCACUUGAUCAUAGAAAACUUGUCGACUGUUGCCUCAUCGGUUCCCGGUUUGCCGGAAGGUGAGGAUGGGCAUGGCAAGAAGCUCCUCACCGUGCAGUCUUAUUGUGGAUCAGCGAUCCUCAGGCUGCGCUGGGAAAUCUUGGAUCUUGUCGAAGGAGUAGUCAAAGUCAUGUCGAACAUUACACUCAAAUCCUCGCCGGGUCAUGUUCCUAGUGACAACACUCAGAAGAAGACACCGACCGAGCUGCAGAUUGUGUUUGGCACUGACUUCGGGUCCCUCACUCUUGAUGGCAUCAAUGUUAAACUUGCUCUGGUAGCGAAAGCCCUCCGUGGAUCAAUAGUCCACAAGUCGCUUGGUACCACACAGUUACAGCACGAGGACCUCGCUUUACUGUUCAGUGCUGCGGGAUGCUCAUCUGAGCUUCAAAGUCAAUCGACCUCCCUGAUGCUGUCAAGGAUCGUGGACCCCUACAUGUACCUCUCCCUUGCAUCGGAAGAGUACGACAAUGAACACAGGCAUGACUGGAAGGUCGCUGGCUCCUGUAGAAAGCUGCGUUAUGACAUGAAAGAAGACCCCGUCAGCUUGGCACACACAGCAGACAGGCUUAUCGCAGACGAGGUCAGAUACAUCCAACAGCUUCUUGAAGGUGUCAAAAUUCCAAAGCCGGAGUCCAAUUCGGGCGGCGGACUGGAGAAACCGACUCAUAACACAUUCCAGGUGGCAGCGUUCUUAGAAGAUUACCGGUUGAGGUUUGCGCUUCUUCCAUCUCUGAGCUACGUUGUGGCUGGCGAGGUGGCCCGCAUGUCAAUCAUGCCGGCAGAGGCAUCCAAGGUUGAGGUGGACUUUGAUGUGAAGAAGAAUUCACAUAUGUUCGUGUCGGGUGAAGAGGACAAGUUCCAUGUUUUGUCCAUUCUGGAAAUACCCCCUGUCAACGGCCGAGUUCUUGCAAACCUCUCGGAACGCAAGGAAGUGGAAGUAGAUGUCACAAUCGAGCUCAUCCGCCUGGAGGCUAGUGCUGUGCGCAGCCUUCUCGCCGUUCUGACGGGACCUGAUGUCUCGCACUUGAUCUCCGAUCUCAAACAAAAUGUGGAUGUUCUCCAGUCGCAUCUGGAAGACGUGCUGGCACUCCAGAAGGAACCUCCAAAACCCAAGGCGUCAUCUGAUAGCCAGGAGAUUCUUUACAAAGCCCGUGUCACAAUGGCAGGGUUUGAGAUACAUGCCAUUGCACCUGGUCUUGGUAGCAAGGAUUACUCUGCAGAGAUGAUCUUCAGCCUUGGGAUGAUGCGGAUGCGACUACACAACGGACUAGACCAGGGAUAUUGUAUGGAGUAUCCUGAAUUCAAUAUCGACGCCUCCCAAAUUACCUUCGAGCUUCGAAGACAGGAGAAGGGUAGGAGUCACUCAUAUGGCGGCUUCUCUGCCGGAAUGAAGCUUCAGGCAACAUCCGGGAUCCGCGAAAACGGAGAGACCACUAGAGCCUACCACUUCACCAGCGACAAGUUUGACGUUGAAUUAUUCGCUGAGACGGCAGCUCUUGUUGUAGACAUUGCCGUUUAUACACAAGAGCGCAUUAAGACACUGGAUCUUUCCCAUGAAGUUAAGCGUCUUCGAAAACUCAGAUAUCGCGGCCAUCCCGAUGCACAAGAGGGGGCGGCCGAUGCUCCCAGGAUCCAAGUCAACGAUGAAUCCUCCCCGGAAGCGUUCCUCAAUGCUCUUUAUUCGCUGCAAUUCCGGACCAUUCAGGUCGCUUGGAAUAUGACAACGAUGCCCAGCAAGUCCGGCCGACAGCCGGAGGACUUGGUCUUCUCAAUCCAGCGAGUUGAACUAUCCAACAAGAAGAAGAAUGCAGCCAAGCUUCGAAUUGAAAACAUGCAGCUUCAGAUGGUUCCAUCCGGAGCAGACAGCACAAAGCGCUCGCUCAAUUCCGCGCUUAUGCCAGAGUUGGUCUUCAAUGUGGCGUAUUCCUCGAGAGGAAAGGAGCUAUGGCUUGCUUUCCAGGCAGCUGGCAAAUCUCUGGAUAUACGCGCCACGUCUGGAUUUAUCAUUCCAGCCAGUAUGAUCCGAGAUUCAAUCGCUACCGCAAGUGAGGCACUUCGGGAAGGCAAGGCUGUUUGGGCAACCAGGGCAGAAUCUCCCGAGAACACCAGUCUCAACAAGGAUGGCAACCUAUUUGGCAAUAGAAGACUGCGCUCUCUUCUCAUUGAUGUUGACUUCGCAGGCGCCACAGUUACGCUUCAAGGAAAACUUGGCCACGAUCAUCACACAUUAUUGGCAGCCUCAUGGAAGAGCAGCCGGCUCCCCGACGCGAAAUAUGGCCAAUAUGUCCAAGCAGAUUCCGCGACAACGGCAACUCUCCGAGCACCGGGAGUAGCCGUCAAGGUUCAGUUUGAGGAUAACGGUACCGACGAUCCCGCACUCAAUGCAGAGCUGAAGGUUGAUCCCUCUACGAACACACUGUACCCAACUCUCGUCCCGCUUGUGAAGCAAAUGACCGCCACCGUCAAGGAGAUCAUGGGCAACCAGCCGAACCAGCUUCGGAGACCAUCUGCAGCGGCAAUGUUACAGCCACACAAAUUGAUGCAAGAAAACAGAUUUGGUGCCGAUGAUCCAACUAGUAUUCUUGGUCGGUGCAAGGUGAACCUGGGGCUAUUGUUCUGCAAACAGGAGUUCAGCUUGAGCUGCCAGCCUAUUGCAAGAGUCGCAGCUACUGCGCGGUUCGAGAGUGUCUACGUGACCGUAAAUACGGUUCUGUCAGAGGAGCAGGGUCGGUUCCUUGCUCUCUCUGUAGCUUUCAACAGCUUGGAAGCCUCUAUAAAGCACGUGUACUCCAAUGAAUCGACCGCAAGCUUUGAGGUCAAGUCCCUGGUACUGUCAUUGAUGAACAGCAAGCAUCUCGGUCGAAAGAACGGAAUGUCGGCUAUUUUGCGGGUCAGCCCAAUGAAAGUCGCUGUCAACGCUAAGCAAGUCCAAGACUCUUUGCUUUUCAAGGAAAUUUGGCUUCCUGCCGACAGUGAAUCCAAUCCGAAUGAUACCGUCCAGCCAGAGCCAUCUGAACCACAACCGUACAUAGUGCAGCGAUACCAGCAGGUUGCUUCGGCGUCCGCAUUCCCCUGGAAUAUCACUAUUGCAGUUGAGAAACUCGAGAUUCAGCUCGAUCUGGGCUCAACGCUCGGCAAAGCACAAUUUGCAAUUGUCGAUCUAUGGAUGUCUACCAGGAAGACAUCCGAGAGUGAGCAGAACAUGUGUAUCAACUUUAGCUCAGUUGCAAUCGAGAGCAAGGGUCGCAUGAGUGGAAUUGUCGAACUUGGAAAACUGAAAAUUCACACAUCCAUCGAGUGGCCCGAGGACUCCCGCGAAGCUGGACAAACACCGUUAAUUCAAGCCAGUAUUGCUUUCCAUCACCUGCAAGCUAAGGUGUCAUUCGACUAUCAACCUUUCCUGGUGGCACAAAUCUCUAUGUUCGAUUUCUUGAUGUACAAUGUUCGAAAUACAUCCGGCACGCAGAGCCAACGCCUGUUCAGUAUCUUGGAAGGCGACAAACUCCAAGUAUUCUGCACCUCUCUCACAGCAUCGCAAACACUAGCGCUCUUCCAGGCGUGGCAGCGCUUGAUUCAGGAUGUCCAAGCAGCCUACAGGGCAUCACUCCGCGACGUAGAACGAUAUCUCCAACGAAAGGCAUCUACCGUCGCCGAGCACCCCGAAAUCAACGCCAAAGACCUGACAAAGAAAGACGACGACGAAGGCGAGAAAGCACCUAUCUCCCUCCACACCGGAGUUGUCGUGAACAUCCACCAUGUCAACCUCGGGGCAUUCCCCAGCUCAUUCUUCGACAACCAAAUUUUCAAAGUACAUGCCUACGACGCCGACGCACGCUUCGCCGUUUCACUUGAAGACAACAAAAUCCACAGCGCCCUCGGCCUAACCCUCGGCCAACUCCGCGUCGCCCUAUCAGAUAUCACCCGCCCCACCUCUGCGCAGCUCGACGAUCUAUCCGUCGACGAGAUUGCCGAGCGAGCCUCCGCCUCCCGCGGGGGUACAAUCCUCAAAGUACCCCGCCUAGUCGCCGGCAUGGAGACCUGGCAAGCACCCGGCACCCACCAAAUCGACUACAUCUUCCGCAGCACCUUCGAGGGCAAAGUCGACGUUGGCUGGAACUAUUCGCGCAUCAGCUUCAUCCGCGAUAUGUGGGGGACGCAUUCGCGGGCCCUUGCCUCACGGCUUGGAAAGCCUCUGCCGCCGUCCGCGUUGCGUAUUACCGGUGGUCCGGGGAGCAGUACUGAGGGUGGUGGCGCUAGCUCUGAGCAGCAGGAGAAGAUCACGGCUGUCGUCAAUGUCCCGCAGUCUAAGUAUACCUAUACGGCGCUUGAGCCGCCGGUUAUUGAGACGCCGCAGCUGCGGGAUAUGGGAGAGGCUACGCCGCCGUUGGAGUGGAUUGGGUUGCAGAGGGAUAAGCUUCCUAAUGUGACGCAUCAGAUUAUUAUCGUUACGUUGUUGGAGAUUGCGAAGGAGGUUGAGGAUGCUUAUGGCAAGAUUUUGGGGGCGUGA